Molecule: messenger RNA, 2739 nt
Organism: Prunus mume (Japanese apricot)
Lineage: Eukaryota; Viridiplantae; Streptophyta; Magnoliopsida; Rosales; Rosaceae
Product: transmembrane and coiled-coil domain-containing protein STS1-like
Source: RefSeq, a predicted model, not a curated record
UUAUAGGAUAAUCUUUCGUCACUGUCUAUAAAGAAAGGAGGGGGUCCUGUUGCCUGUGCGGAUAAUCUUUCUUUGUGUAAUUUCAACACAAUUAAUUAAAUUCUCUGCUAUUAUUACUAUACUGAAUGAGCAUAUAUCGGUCGGUUAAAUUGAAACCCUCGUUUUGGUCUGCAAAUUUGAAUCUUGUGCGUUUCCGAUGCUCUGCGAGUUUGAAAGUAAAACCGUCGGCAAAUAUGGAAGCACCGAUUCUCAUUCCGACGCAUAAAUACGCAGCGGGAGCUCUGUUCGCGCUGGCGCUUCACCAGUCUCAGAUACACCAAGCUCGGCCAUCAACUCCUCCUUUACCUUCUCUUGAAAAAGAGACCAUCAGCGAAGGUGCGAGCAUCGGCAAGACCGUCUCGGUUUCGGACAAUUCCGACCUUUGGAUCCACGAGAAUUCUGGUUUGAUUUAUCCCGUUUUCCGGUUUUUAGGAGUGGAUGAACAAUCCUGGAAGGGGAUAAAGGAAACUGCUGGAUCUUCGUCACAAGUUAGGCAUCAUGUAGGAGCGUUGAUGACCUUACUAUCAGAGGGAACUACUGAUGGGCCUUCUUCUGAAAAAACUGACAAGGAAUGCGCUUUGACAAAAACCGUUGAUGCCAUGGCUCUUAGUGAGGAAGAGUCUCUUGUUCAUUCAGCAGAAAACCCUGUGGAUUCUGAAUAUGAAGCUAAAUGCCGCGAAAGAUAUGAAGUUCCUGAGACGAAACCGGUGUCUGAGGUUUCUGCGAAGCCUUUUGAGAUUAUAAAGAGGACAAGUUCUCAGUCAUCCACUGAAGAAAAAGUACCAGAUGUAUCUGAACCCCUUGAGGAACCUGUGGAAGAGGGAAACCUGAUCAGUUACGAGAGGAAAGUAACUGUUCUUUUUGCACUUCUUUCAGCCUGUGUGGCAGAUAAUACUGAAGAUGGCAAUAAAUGUUCCAAAGUACGGAAGGGUUAUGAUGCUCGACACCGUGUGGCAUUGCGGCUGCUGGCAGCAUGGCUUGGGGUUGAGUGGCUAAAAAUGGAAGUUAUGGAGGUGAUGGUUGCUUGUUCUUAUAUGGCUUCAAUAAAAGAAGUUACUAAUGAAGACAAAACAAAAACUUCAGAAAUCUCAUGGGAGGAAAUGAAGAGGGGAGGUAUGAUUGGUGCAGCUGCUUUAACUGGAGGAACCUUGAUGGCUAUCACUGGAGGCCUAGCUGCUCCUGCAAUUGCACAAGGAUUGGGUGCUCUAGCUCCUGCAUUAGGUGGUAUUAUCCCUGCAAUUGGAGCAAGUGGCUUCGCUGCUGCAGCAACUGCCACAGGGUCUGUUACCGGCUCUCUUGCUGUUGCUGCAUCAUUUGGAGCUGCUGGAGCUGGACUUACGGGGAACAAAAUGGCUAGAAGGACCGGCAGCAUUGAAGAAUUUGAGUUCAGAACAAUUGGAAAUUAUGAUCAAGGACGGCUAGCAGUGGGAAUAUUGGUUUCUGGACUUGUUUUUGAGGAUGAAGAUUUUAUAAGGCCUUGGGAAGGUCAAAAUGAAAACUUGGAAAGGUAUGCCCUCUGGUGGGAGUCUAAGAAUUUGAUUGCAUUGAGCACUGCAAUCCAAGACUGGCUUACUUCAAGAAUUGCCUUAGAGUUGAUGAAAGAAGGUGCCAUGAUGACUGUAUUAAACACCCUUCUAGCAGCAUUUGCUAUGCCGGCAACAUUAGUUACAGCAUCUGAUCUUAUAGAUAGCAAAUGGGCAGUUGCAGUGGACAGAUCAGACAAAGCUGGGAAGAUGCUUGCUGAAGUGUUGUUGAAGGGACUGCAAGGAAACAGGCCUGUGACGCUCAUAGGGUUCUCGCUGGGGGCCAGAGUAGUUUUCAAAUGUCUCCAAUGCUUGGCUGAAACAGAAGGGGAUAAUGCUGGUCUUGUAGAAAGGGUUGUUCUGCUUGGAGCACCAAUUUCAAUUGAAGAAGAAAACUGGACGGACGCUAGAAAGAUGGUGGCCGGUAGAUUUGUGAAUGCUUAUUCUAUAAGCGACUGGACACUGGGAAUUGCCUUUCGUGCGAGCUUACUUUCUCAAGGUUUAGGUGGAAUUCAACCUGUUGAUGUUCCUGGGAUUGAGAAUGUUGAUGUGACUCAACUUGUUGAAGGCCAUUCUUCUUAUCUUUGGAAGACAAAACAGAUCUUGGAGCAGCUUGAACUCGACUCUUACUACCCUGUUUUCAGAACUACACUCCAACCCCAGGAAGAUAAUAAUUGUGUAAAUUAGUAGUGUUUCUCAAACUAAGAAGCGUAACAAGUGCAAAAACAGAAAGACAAGCUGAAGCUACUUGAGUUGAGAUUAUCUUUAUUAUUAGAAUUAAUUAAUUUAAUGACAUUGAUUUCUAUAACGAACGACAGUUGAGUUAGAUAGAUGCCAAAUUAGUUGAAGGAACAGGACUCUUGGACACGAAGCCUCCUUUCCACCAACUCCUCAGACAUGAUUACAUUUUACCAUCAAUCAAUUCGUUAGUUUUAUGUCUUCGCCUCAGUACUCGAGCCCUCCUCCUCAGUAGUGGCCCAGCGAGCAGUCGGUUCCUUCCUUGGUUAAAGUGAUCGUUUUGGUCCGAAAAGCUGGACACUUGAGAAAAAAGGGUUCACUUAUAGCAAGCAAUGCCUAAAUUGUUUCUUGAACCUUUGUUCAUCUUUUGUCUUCCAGACGGCACUCUAUCCAAAGUGUUUGUGCACUAUUAUAUUAUUAAAGCAUUUUUGGUCUCUUA